Messenger RNA from Ooceraea biroi (clonal raider ant), 1570 nucleotides. It is a transcript of the gene HSPBAP1, whose product is annotated as HSPB1 associated protein 1. Lineage: Eukaryota; Metazoa; Arthropoda; Insecta; Hymenoptera; Formicidae. The record is from RefSeq and is a predicted model, not a curated record.
UUCAGCAGACACAACCUAGACGGUUAGGUUAUUCUUCAUUUAUAGGUUAAUUAAGGACAAAAAGGAAGGAGAAACCAAUUAUUUCUGAGUAAUCCAACUCGAAGGGAUAUAUCAUCGACAAAGAAGAAAAUAUUUUAUAAAAUAUGGAGAAGCUCGGAUUGCUAGAAGUACUGAAGGACACUUUACCAACACUACCAGUACCUGUAUUAUUCAAGAAUAUGUUGCGAAGGCCUGACGGUUCAUACGAGUGGAAAUUGCUCCAAUGGGACAUAUACGAUCUUGUAAAUAUAUUUGGAGACAAACAAUUACCAUUUCGAAUUGGUGAUCACAACAAACGCACUUGUGCCACUCAACAUGAUCAAUGUUCCGUAGAACCGCCCAUAAAACCUAUUCAAAUGACGUUCGGUCAAUUUGUCAAUAAAGCAUACGAAUCAUUCGGCAAUAAAUGGCUUUACUGUGAUUACAAGUAUAUGCAGGAGUGGUUCACUGAUAAGCCGGAACUUAUAGAAUCUUUUAAUUGGCUGAAAUUCGGGAUCGGUGAAAGUAUGGGGAAAAACGGACUUCACUCUACUAUCUGGAUCGGAAGCAAAGGUGCGCAUACCGAUUGCCACCGGGACACUUAUGGCUAUAAUUUAGUAGCACAAGUAUACGGCAGAAAGCUGUGGUUGCUGUACCCGCCAAAUAAUGCACUGAUACCAGUUAGAAUUCCUUACGAGGAGUCGACUGUAUAUAGUAGAUUUAAUAUUUAUUGCCUGAGCGAGGAAGAACAAUGCUACUUGAUGGAGAGUGUACCAGUCAAGCCAAAACUGAUAGUCCUCGAACCCGGGGACGUCUUAUUUGUGCCGAAUGGUUGGUGGCAUUACGUGGAAUCUUUGGAUACCGUUAAUAUUAGUGUUAAUUUGUGGGGGAAGCUUGAGACCGAUGCUAGAGCACGAGUCGAGGAAGCCCUCGUCCAGUUGCUAAUAUCUAAGCUAGCACGUACUGAGCUACAAGAAACUGACGUCAAUAUAGAUAGCUACUACUAUACGAGAACAGUUGAGAACGCCGUCAUUGAUUACAAGGAAAUGGAGGAGAAGAAGAAUAAUGAACGAAAUCUAGAGGAGACCCAGGAAAAGAGUUCCAGGAAAAGAAGGAGAGCUGACAUAUGGACUGCAAAAGAGUUAGCCGAGGAGUAUCCCGAUCAUGUUGAGUUAUUAAAAGAUGCAAGGUCGGACGAAUAUACGAAGUUUCUCGAGGAAAGACGGGAAAGGGAUACAAGCAUAAGGAACCAAGGAAUGACAGAAAACAUAAAUAAUGCACCCCAAUUUGAUUCGUUUUUAGAGGAUCUUAUUAAUGCCUUGUGUCAUCCAGAUGUUAUUAAUAAAGCGGCGAACAUAUUGUUAGAAAGAUUUUCGUAAUGAUAAUUUGCGAUAAGUUAGGAAUUUUUUGUAUAUACGGUGAGAGAAGUAUUCUCAACUUUAUUUUUUUUCUGUGAACACUAUUGCAAGAUUCUUCCUAUUUGUUAAAAAAUUGCUCUAUGUAAUACGCAAUUGCUGUAAUAUAUAUAAUAAAAUUGCUUUAUAUAAUCGAA